This is a messenger RNA of Ogataea angusta, 1980 nucleotides long. RefSeq lists its product as uncharacterized. Gene Ontology annotation, molecular function: ATP binding; ATP-dependent peptidase activity; metalloendopeptidase activity. Gene Ontology annotation, biological process: mitochondrion organization; protein quality control for misfolded or incompletely synthesized proteins. Bases 1 to 1980 code for a protein of 659 amino acids. NCBI's taxonomy places the organism in Eukaryota, Fungi, Ascomycota, Pichiomycetes, Pichiales, Pichiaceae. The record is from RefSeq and is a predicted model, not a curated record. The transcript has a single exon. Gene Ontology annotation, cellular component: mitochondrial inner membrane.
AUGCGGCCCCUUUUGCCGCGUCUGUUCAGGCCUGUCGCGCUGAAAAGUUCCGCCGUUAGGUUCUCCUCGAACUCCGUCGCGUCUCUCGCGUCUCAGGAACAGGCAGCCAACCGUGAACUCUCCAAUCCGGCAGUGCAAGCAUCCUUCUACAAAGCGCUGAUCAACGCCAACUACCCGCACAUUGUUGUUUCGCGGUACGAGACUCCUGGUAUCGCGACCUCGCCAGAGUGUUCCCAGCUGUAUAUCGACGCCUUAUACAAGAUGGGAGACUACCAGAAGGCUGAAGCUGUGGCUCGUUCUUUGGGCCUGAGUGUCAAUGCUGGCGCGCCUUCUGGUGGCUACGGGGCUGGCUUUGGACAGUCUGGCUACGGUACGAGAACCGAUCCGAUCCACGUCAUUGUGACCGAGUCGCCGUUAAUUACCAUUUCCAAGUGGAUCAAAUGGCUGAUUCCCGUGGGUUUGACAUCUUAUGGUGCGUAUCUGCUGUUCAACUAUUUGGUUGAGAACGGCUCGAUCAUCAAGGGCUCGAGCGUCGAGGACAAGAGUGUCGAGGUGAGCGAGUCGACCGUGAAGUUUUCCGAUGUUUGUGGUGUUGACGAGGCCAGAGCCGAGCUCGAGGAGGUCGUUGAGUUUUUGAAGGAUCCGUCCAAGUUCACCGGACUUGGUGGACAGCUUCCGAAGGGUGUUUUGCUCACCGGGCCUCCUGGUACUGGUAAGACGCUUCUUGCGCGGGCCACGGCCGGCGAGGCUGGUGUGCCUUUCUUCUUCAUGUCUGGAUCCGAAUUUGACGAGCUGUAUGUCGGUGUGGGUGCCAAGAGGGUCAGAGAACUGUUCAGCAAAGCUCGUGCCAGGGCGCCGGCCAUUGUCUUCAUCGACGAGCUCGACGCAAUCGGAGGAAAGAGAAAAAGCAGAGACCAGGCGUACGCCAAACAGACGUUGAACCAGCUGCUUGUGGAGCUGGACGGCUUUUCUCAGACCGAGGGAAUCAUUAUCAUCGGAGCCACCAACUUCCCAGACUCUUUGGACAAGGCGUUGACCAGACCGGGGAGAUUCGACAAGGUGGUGAACGUUGAUCUGCCGGACGUCAGAGGCCGUCUUGCCAUCCUCAAACACCAUUUGAAAAACAUUGCCGUUUCCAAGGAGGUCGAUCCGUCCGUGAUUGCCAGAACAACGACCGGAAUGUCUGGUGCUGCGCUCAAGAACCUCGUGAACCAGGCUGCUCUGUACGCCUCGCACCAGAACGCGCUGAGCGUCAACAUGUCGCAUCUCGAGUGGGCCAAGGACAAAGUGUUGAUGGGCGGAGAAAGAAAGACCAUGGUGAUGACGGAGGAAACCAGAAGAAACACCGCCUACCACGAGGCCGGCCACGCCAUCGCGGCCAUGUUCACCGACGGCGCCACGCCUCUGUACAAGGCGACGAUCUUGCCAAGGGGCCGUGCUCUUGGUGUCACGUUCCAGCUUCCCGAGAUGGACAAACACGAUAUCACGAAAAACGAGUGCUGCGCUCGGCUGGAUGUGUGCAUGGGAGGCAAGAUUGCCGAGGAGAUGCUGUAUGGCCCAAACAACGUCACGAGCGGUUGUUCUUCCGACCUGUCGUCGGCCACAAGCACGGCCAGAGCCAUGGUGACGUCGUACGGCAUGUCUGACAAAAUAGGGCCUGUCAAGCUGUCUGACCAAUGGGAGUCGUGGUCGCCGAAGCUCAGGGACAUGGCUGACCAGGAAACACGCAAGCUGCUGCUGGAGUCUGAGGAGCGGACUCGGAAGUUGCUCCGUGACCGUCGUGUCGAGCUGAAACGGUUGGCCGAAGGACUUUUGGAGUACGAGACUCUGACCAGAGACGAGAUGGAGAAGGUUGUGAGGGGCGAGGCGAUCAACAAGGCCAAGGUGGCCACCAACAAGGUGAUCAAGUCGCCGUCUUCGCGCCAGGAGUUUGACAUCGCGCCCGAGGACCAGCCAAUAGGAGUGUCUGCAAAGGCAUAA